This is a messenger RNA of Acanthoscelides obtectus, 508 nucleotides long. NCBI's taxonomy places the organism in Eukaryota, Metazoa, Arthropoda, Insecta, Coleoptera, Chrysomelidae. The record is from the annotation of a GenBank genome assembly.
CAUAUAAAAUCUUCGAUAUAGCAUUAACGCCCUCUAUAAAAUUGUAUGACAAACUCCGAUUUAUGUGAGGAUCCGGCAACCGUCGCAUGUCUAGCUACCGCACUUACAAAAAAUGGCGCUUGACACUUGACAUAUCUCAACCGUGUUCGCCUAAGGAUAGCACCUUCUAUCUUCAGUGUAAAUGUUUUAUGAUUUGACAGGAAUGAAAAUUAUUCUUACCUUAUUUAAAUCUGCUGACGAUUAAUAGAGAUAUUGCAUAUGGACCUAAAUAAGGUAUGCAUUAUUUAGGUGAACCUAAAUAAGUACAGUGGAAUUAGAGCUAUUGCACAUGUAACUUUUUGCUUGCAUAAUAUAGGUGGUUCGUAGUUGAAAUUCUACCAAAGGUGUGAGAAGUGAGAUUGUAAAAAUGGAAGCUGAAUUGGAAGCAGUUAUAUUGGCAGGAGCAGAUGAGGAGGAAUAGAACAUAUCUCCUCCAUAAUAUAUUUAUUGAUAGAGGCAUUACUCAUAC